Messenger RNA from Chelmon rostratus (copperband butterflyfish), 4417 nucleotides. RefSeq names its product interferon regulatory factor 2 binding protein 1 (gene irf2bp1). The coding region runs from base 322 to 1656 and encodes 444 amino acids. Lineage: Eukaryota; Metazoa; Chordata; Actinopteri; Chaetodontiformes; Chaetodontidae. The transcript is spliced from 3 exons. The record is from RefSeq and is a predicted model, not a curated record. Gene Ontology annotation, biological process: regulation of transcription by RNA polymerase II. Gene Ontology annotation, molecular function: transcription corepressor activity. Gene Ontology annotation, cellular component: nucleus.
GCACCUCGACGGUUACGUAACGUUCAGCGUCCGUCUGGGAAGCAGUUGACAGCAGAGAAGAACAGGCCGAAGUGGACAAACAAAACAAACAUAUGAAGAAAAGAGCGAAAACAACUUAAAAGUUUGAUGCAAUUUUAUGUCUGUAGAAUGUUUAACAUUGUUCUAAAGCGGUUUGAAGCCCGUUAAAGUAGAAAGUCGUUAGCAAAGACGGGGCGUGCACCUGUCAAAGAUAAAUAGGUUAACUUGCUAACGUGUGCUAGCAGGUUAGCAGUCUAGCUGGCUCGCUGAACCCGCUCAGGUUAGCUAGCUUGCUAGCCAGCCAUGUCGUCCCCUUCUUCUUCCAGGCGCCAAUGGUGCUACCUGUGCGACCUGCCAAAGAUGCCGUGGACUGUGGUGUGGGACUUCAGCGAGGUGGUCUGCCGUGGCUGUGUCAACUACGAGGGAGCGAAUCAGAUUGAAUUCCUGAUAGCGAGCGCCCGACAGUUAAAACGAACGCACGGGAUGCAGGAUGGUAACGUCAGGUCACCUGGUCCCUCUCCCAAUAAACACGGCACAUCUGGCAGAGGAGAGGCGGUGGCAGACGGAGGCAGGCCGCACACCGACCGCUUCGACAGGGGAGGAAGAGGAGAAAGUACCGGCUCAGCUAUUCGCGUGCCGCCGAACGGGCUGCACCGUGACGGCCAGCCGCCUCAAGAAGUGAACCGUCAGAGCCCCAGCGGCAGCCGGAGACCCAUGCUGGGUGCUGCCAUCCCUCCAAGUCUAGUAACUCAAAGUAUUGCAGGGAUUCCACAUGGGCUACUUGCAGGCAUGCCGGCGGGUCUGACCGCCAGGACAGCUCCCAUGAACAGCCCCAUGAUCUUCCCUGCCCCGGUGCUGGCCGAGAUGAGUCGCAGACAGCUGGGGAUAGGGAUGGGGAUCGCCCCCUUUAUCACUCCGGAGCUGGAGCGAGAGCUUAGUUCGUCUCAAAACCAACCCAAGAUACAGACACAGGUCCACACUGCUGUGGCUGGCAGCAGCGCCAGCAAGAGUACAGGUCUCCCUUCUUCAUCCUCGUCCAUGGCUGGAGGAGUGAGCCAGACUAGCCCCAAGCCUGCCUCAUCUCCAGCCAGGCAGCCACGCCCCCUAGCCUCGAGGUCCGGAGGGGAGCCCCUGGGAUCCAGCACCUCAGCAGAGGCGGCCACCACAGCUGCAGCGUUACCCCACAGCGGUGCUUCUGAGCUGGGAUCAGCAUCUGCCAGCAACACUCAUUCAACUGGAAACACUCUGUCCUGCACCUUGUGUCAUGAGAGGCUGGAAGACACACACUUUGUUCAGUGUCCAUCAGUGCCGGGCCAUAGGUUCUGUUUCCCCUGCACGAGAGUGUACAUCCAGAGCCGGCGGGGGGAUGGAGAGGUGUACUGCCCCAGCGGAGAGCGCUGUCCAUUGGAUAACUCUCCCAACAGUCCGCCUUGGGCUUUCAUGCAGGGAGAAGUCUCCACCAUACUGGGCACUGCCGGAGCAGGAGCUGCAUCGGCGGCUGCAUCUGGAGCUGGGACCGGACCUGGGCCGGGAGCUGGGGGCGCGUCUGGAUCUGGAGCUGGGAGUGGAUCUGCCAGUGGAGCCGGAGCCGGAGCCGGAGGUGGUGACGUCACCGUCAAGAAGGAGAGAGAGACGUGAUGGUGAUUUUCAAGGAGACCAGGACCCAACAGAGUUGUAUCACACACCAGAAGGAGAUGUCUGCACUGGACUGCUGAGAGAUCCAGAAGAGAAGCAACACAGCAACACACAGUUCAGAAAACCUCCAUUCCACAGGUCUUAACACCACCUACUCACCACUCACUUAUCAACAUUAUCAGACCUCGUCAGAUAUCUGACUACCUUCACGUAUUGUCACCAUUUUUUUUUCCUUUCCAAGCCAAGUUUGACUUUUCCCACUUUUAAGAUAAAUGCUGUAGUUCUGAUGUAAUGAGAAUAUGAACAUUACUUUUAAUUAAUCAUAUUAAAUUUCUCAAUGCAUCCUUUGCACUGGGAGCUCACCAACUCUGCAAAAUAAUCCUGUGUCCAAAUGCUCCAAUCAGCAGACAGCAGAGACCAAGACAGUGGCUGAUGUAACCGUCAUACAGCCUUCAUGAUGUACUGUUGGAAUCAGAUAUUCAGGGCUAAUCAACAGCUGAACAGUGGCUACUUUUUGUGGAGUUCCUAGUAAAUGUGCCAGUUGAAUCAGCUGACCAUGCCCAGAUUAGCACUGCCAGCUAGCUACUGUUAGCAGCUGGAAAAAACAGGCCGAAGUAACACAUAGACUGCACCAGUUUUCAGCAAGAUUGUCUUUUCUUCAAACAAAAGCAUGAAUGACCAUUACAGUCAUUUGAAAGAUGCAAUCACAUAAAGAAUAAUCACACUGGAACUUGAAUAUGCACCUUAAGAAAAAAAAGACCACUGAAAUGUCAAUUUUUCCAUAUGGCCACCAGUGUAAUAAUGCAUAAUUGGCAUUGGUUUGAUUUGCUAAAGGUAGCUAGCGUAGCUUUUAAAGACAGCUUGUUAGCAGACCUAGUACAGGGUUGUUCUUUGUUUUAGAUUACCCCUCUUAAAGUCACAGAAAAUAGCCACGGUCCAGUGUUUAUUGUAACGGUACACUCAAUAUUGUGUUUGCAUGCAAAAACACUUGUUUCAACAAAUCCAGCACAAGUGUUAAAACAGUGAAACAGUAGCCAUGGCUGUUGGCUGGCAGCAUGCAACAGCAGGUCAGAUAUCAGACUGUUUGAAACAGGUUGGAACUUAACUGGCCCGGACAAAAUGCCAUUUUCUCGGCCAGUUCUUGGUCUAAAUUAAAUAAAUGUGCUUCUACAAACCCAAUUUAAAAACAACUGACAUGAAACUGACAGUUAUGACGACAAAGUGUACCUUAAAUUUAAAAUGCAUUUGUUUUUUAUUGUUUCAUGACUGAACUCAUGUCCUGCUGCACAAUCUUUUUUUCCAAACAAAUGGAAAAAGUCUUCACUAAAACUCCAAAACAAGCAAACCGACAUGAGAUGUGGACAGAAUGCCAGUAGUGACAUUUCUCUGUGUGUUUAAAUAAAGUUGAGUCAGAGAAAGGAGAACGUUUGCUGUGUAGAAACAAUCAGUUCAUCUGUCAAAGCAGCGACCAGCCACAGAAACUAUGAGUGUAUGUAAAUGUCGCUUUCAUACAAGAUCCAGCCCAGCCUAUGUUUUACCCUGAAUGUAUAUGAAAAGAUAUCUAAUGAUAGGCCUAGGACUAUAUUUUAUACUAGAAUGUUAAAUGUUAUAUACUCUAUAGAUCUAUAAUAGUAUAUAUGUGCAAUCCUUCAUCAUAGUAUAUGCAACAGUUUGGAAUAUGUAAUUAGAAACGUAUAAUUUCUGAAACCUUUUUGUUUUUAAAGCGAGAAUCCACCUGAAAGCAGAAAUAUUCUUUUGUAAUCUUUAAAGAUUCAAUAUUGUUUGUGAAUCUGUUUCCUUCCGGCCUUAAGACGUGACACUUUAAUGAAGCGCAAACUAUAAUUACAAGCAUACGUUUGGUUUUCAAAUCAUCAGUGUUGCAGUGAAAUUAAUCUUAUCUUGAUUUAAACAAACAAACUCCCGGUGAGUUUGCUGUCUUUUCAGUCGUUGGAACAAAUGCGGACUGUAAAAUCCAGUUUUCGUGUUUUUCAGACUUUAUUUGGCAGUAAGAUUAAAAACUUGCAGGGAUUUCAUGUUCCUAAAUUGAACAAUCCAACAUUGUAAUAAUCACUCAUGACAGUUUUUCGGUGGAUUCUCUCUUUUUGUGCAGUAUGUACUCGUUGUGAGUACGAAGCACAGACGAACCAAAGGUCAUUUAUGCCCAGACUGAUGUUUCUGGAUGUGAAUGUUAAAGGAAAAAUACACAUUGCUAUAUUUCUUUGCCAGGUCUUAACCGGUUUUCUUCAUCAAACCGUUACAGUUUACAGGCCCAUGUUGUCUACUGUACUUAUGGGAUGUUACACAGAAAAGUCUCUAGUAUUCAGCAAAUACUUACGUAGACCUUCUAUAUUGGAACAAUAUCCCACAGAUCAGGACUGUUGUAGAGAAAUAUCUUUGAAGAAGUGGAAUUUAAGUUAAAUAUGCACUGAUACAUCAUGCAAUCUCCUGUUAAGUGCCUUGUUAAAAUGUUUACCGUCUGUUUGUGUGUCUGGGAACCUCAGGGGAAGUAGGAGUGCAAUGGCUUUUUUUAUUGUCUCGUCAAUGAUUAACCUGAAUCUGUUUCCCUUCGGUCGCCAUCAGACGGCUUUUGCUUUUAUCUGAAGCCUUUGUAAAGUCAGCCGGCCAUUCAUUGUUUGAAUAUGGUCUCUCCUCGCAUCUCUCUCCGUGUUGAGUUUCUUUUCAUCCAUGUGUCAUUUUUAGAUUGGUUUUACUGCAGCUUCAUGUACAAAGUAGAAACCAAGAAUAAAUGGGAUAGAAGCUUGUA